UAAUCGGUAUUUUCCUCAAUUAUGAACUAUAUCCUCUUAACAGCGGGUGAGUUGUGGUUUGCAGCCGCCGCGGAAGUGGGAUGACACCUUGUUGUGGUUCGGACUCGGUCACAUGGUGUUUGGAUGGUCAGUCGUGAGAUCCACAUCAGUGUGUACAGACGUGUUAACCAGCCAUCUGCUGUUAGUGUGUGACCGCAGUUUCACCGCCGACUUGCUGACACUGGGGUUUCCCUUCUCAGCAUGCCUCACAAGAGCAAGAAAGAAAAGGAAUCCUCCAAAUCUGGAAGAUCUAAAAAAUCUGGAAGUAAAAAUGGGCCUGCAGAUGACAACGAUGGCUCCAAUAAGAAAGUACCUCCCGCAACUCAGCUGAUGAGGGUGAAGCAACCAGGGUCACACUCGGCCGUGAAGAGAGAGAAGAGGUUCAGCACUUCCCUUUUCCCUCUCAGUGCUAACAGAGAGCUGCAUAAACUACAUGCACUGGCAGGUAUGCCUCCCUCCAUAUGCAGUGUCUCCUUCAGAAGCGAUCACUUCUUUCUUCAAAUGCAACUCCACGACAUUUCCCUCCUCUGUAAUACCUCAUUUACAUAGACAAGCUUAUUCUGGAAAAUUCUAGAUGACCUUUAUCUAUGAUUGCAUGUUUGGCCUAUUUGGAUGAAGGGAAUCAUAUUAACAAUUCAUAGCCUUAGUGGAUCUUCAUAACCGCCUUUUUAACCUUGAGGUCCAUGCAUGCUACAUAAUUUAUAGCUAAGCAGACUGCCCAUCAGCUUUAUCUGUAAUGCAAAUGAUGUGCAAUCAGCUGCAUCUGCCGCCGUACCUGAAAGAAACAGAUAUUACCCCGGAGGGCUCCAUGAUGUAAGGUAACCCUGACCCAGACUUCAUGGACAGGUGACCAGAAGACAGUGGUGGAAUAUGGGUCAACAAAUAAAAACUCAAAUCAGUCAAUAAACUCUGACAUAUA
Larimichthys crocea (large yellow croaker) is the source of this 958-nucleotide messenger RNA. Its product is annotated as serine/threonine-protein phosphatase 2A 56 kDa regulatory subunit delta isoform-like. Lineage: Eukaryota; Metazoa; Chordata; Actinopteri; Sciaenidae. The record is from RefSeq and is a predicted model, not a curated record. The transcript is spliced from 3 exons. Bases 241 to 588 code for a protein of 115 amino acids.